This is a messenger RNA of Angiostrongylus costaricensis, 1743 nucleotides long. NCBI's taxonomy places the organism in Eukaryota, Metazoa, Nematoda, Chromadorea, Rhabditida, Metastrongylidae. The record is from the annotation of a GenBank genome assembly.
AUGGAUGUGCUUGGAGAAGACGAAGAAGAUAAUAUGGAAAUGAUGAUUAAGGCGAAAGAACAAGAGAAAAAACUGACCGAUGAGGAAAAAAUGAUGCAAGCUCCAGUGAAGCUCAUACGACAAGGUCUGAAGCUGGCAAUGAUGCUCUCUGGACAGAAUGUGACCGAUUUCGAUAAGAAGAAUAUUAACUUGCUCUCACCAUCGUUGUUCUCACUUCACGAUCAAGGGCGAGGCGUUGAAGAUAGACUGAGUUUGUCCAAAGCCAUGAAAUAUUUCGACGAACAUGGUCAUCACGAAUGGCUUAAUUUCGUUGUCGAAGCGUCUGGAGUUAGUGAUGCGCUGAAAAAGAUUCAGGAGAUGAAUGCUGUCGAACCGAGUCGAAGAAUGGAUGAGCAGUUCCGAGGCGAUAAUGGGCAACCGCUCUAUUUUACUAAGGAGAACGUAACAGAAAUGUUCGGUCAGACAGAACGCAGAAAGAUUGAGGUUUUCGAGCAAUUACAAAAAUCAUUGACACCACAACAGAUGUUAGAGAUGAACACAACCGGCUACGCAGUGAUGGACGCCGAGCAGUUGGAGCUGAUCUAUGGCGUAAAUUCGCCGUAUGGUAACUCAUCCACUCACGAAAGAUUAAAAAAUUUCUCCAGUCACGAGGUUCCAGGCAUAAUUCAUCACGUUAUUCGUGGUUUAUCAGACGAAACAUUAGCAUUCCGAGCGCAUCGCGAGCGCGAUAUUGUCUUAGCACCGCUCAUGCUUACAUCGGUAAUUAAUAAUCCAGGAUUAGUUUCUCAGCCUCUGGUCUUGUCACCGUUGCUUCUAGUUCCCGUCAUUUUAUCUCCAGCAAUUUUCGGUGCUGUUAUUCUUUCUCCAUGGGUUUUUGUUCCUGUGAUCGUAUCACCUCGCCUCAUGUCUCCUGUUGUUCUCUCGCCUGUUGUCCUGUCACCAAUCAUUCUCUCUCCUUUGGCUUUGGAUCCACUUAUUCUUUCGCCGGGAGCUUUGCUACCAUUCAUACUCUCACCCAGCGUUCUUUCACCAUUUAUUCUGUCGCCAGUUGCUCUUACACCACUUAUUCUUAGUCCUUUCUGUCUCACUCCGUUCAUUGGCAUCGCUAACCUAGUGGAGCAGUCUCAACGCGGUUUUUCGAUCAUGACGGACGAACAAAAAGAGCUGAUAUACGGUCACAACUCACCUUACAACUCUUCUGAGACGCUGAAGCGCUUGCAAUUUGUCAACAACUCCAACGGUCAAGCUCUAAUCGAGAAAGAAAUUCGCAUAAUUGCAGAGGUGAAAAACUGGAAGCUGCGUCAGCGCGAUGUCGUCGCCAGUCCCAUGGUUCUAACAUCAGGUCUGAUAGCAUCCUAUCCACUUCUUAACCAGGCUGUCAUACUAUCGCCACUCGUGCUUGCACCAGUAAUUCUGACGCCUGCUGUGCUCGGGCCAGUCAUGCUGGGACCAUGGGUUUUUGUACCUAUUAUUCUUGCUCCUCGUUUACUCUGUCCACUGUCGAUAAAUCCGUUCAUUUUUUCGCCAAUCAUACUUUCUCCGCUUGUACUUCACCCGCUCGUCCUCUCUCCCGGAAUUUUUAAUCCAACUAUCCUUUCACCGCUGGUCCUUUCACCAUUCGUUCUUUCACCGCAGUUGACAACCGCUGCAUCUGAUGCACGAGAUGAGAAAUGGAUUCAAUGCGGCGUGCUGAGGAAUGUAGUCGGCGUUGUUUCCACAAACAUUAGCAUCAGAAGUAAGUAG